This is a messenger RNA of Amaranthus tricolor (Joseph's coat), 1670 nucleotides long. Its product is annotated as rac-like GTP-binding protein RHO1. Bases 629 to 1222 code for a protein of 197 amino acids. NCBI's taxonomy places the organism in Eukaryota, Viridiplantae, Streptophyta, Magnoliopsida, Caryophyllales, Amaranthaceae. Gene Ontology annotation, molecular function: GTP binding; GTPase activity; protein kinase binding. The record is from RefSeq and is a predicted model, not a curated record. Gene Ontology annotation, cellular component: nucleus; cytoplasmic vesicle; plasma membrane. The transcript has 7 exons. Gene Ontology annotation, biological process: regulation of cell shape; actin filament organization; regulation of actin cytoskeleton organization.
AAAAAUUUUGAUUAAAAAGGGACAAAAAUUUACAAAAUUAGUAGUUGUAAUAAAUAAGUAAAGAAGAAAAAGGUGAGGGAGAGCUAAAAAGGCGUUAGGAAGAGAAAAAAUGAGCAACACACAUGAUAAUUGAUUGAUCUGAGCCAAGGAAUGCUUCAAGGCAUUGUUUCCCGGUUUACUUCCCUCUUUUUGUCAUCCCUCUCUCCCCCUUUUCUUCUCUCAACUUCUUCUAAAAACAUUCUUCUCCAUCCGUUUCUUUUCUCUCUCCUUUUUAUUCACAUUUCUUUCCAUUUCGCUUCCAUAUUUCGUCAUUUUCCAUUCUUCUUCCACUUUUUCUUCUUUUUAUUUCCUAACAUUCCAUUUAUAGGGUUUCAUUUUUUCAUUUUGCGCCAUGUUUGUAACUCUCAUUGAUUUGCAGUCUCUUCUUUUACAGGUUCUUUCAUCUUCAUUCUAUGUAGCUGUAAUUGACAACAGAUUUUGAUUUUUUUCAUUCUUUUUUUUUGAUUUGGAGAGAUAGUUCGGUUUUAUUUGUUUUUGAUUGAUUUUGAUCAAUUUAAGAGAAAAAAAAAAGAGAUUAUCAUCAUCGUCGGAGGUAUUUUUUUGUAAUUUAACUAAGAAUUGAAAAAGAAUGAGUGCUUCGAGGUUCAUAAAAUGUGUCACAGUUGGUGACGGUGCCGUUGGUAAAACUUGCUUGUUGAUUUCUUACACCAGCAACACCUUUCCGACGGACUACGUGCCUACUGUAUUUGACAAUUUCAGUGCAAAUGUCGUUGUUAAUGGUGCCACUGUUAAUCUGGGAUUAUGGGAUACUGCAGGACAAGAGGAUUACAACAGAUUAAGACCUUUGAGUUACCGUGGAGCAGAUGUUUUUAUUCUAGCUUUUUCUCUCAUAAGCAAGGCUAGUUAUGAAAAUGUUUCUAAGAAGUGGAUCCCAGAGUUGAAGCAUUAUGCUCCUGGUGUCCCAAUUGUUCUUGUUGGAACAAAGCUCGAUCUUCGGGAUGACAAGCAGUUUUUCAUAGACCACCCUGGUGCAGUUCCAAUCACUACAGCUCAGGGUGAGGAAUUAAGGAAGCUGAUUGGUGCUCCUGCUUACAUUGAAUGCAGUUCAAAAACCCAGCAGAAUGUCAAGGCAGUUUUUGAUGCAGCCAUUAAGGUUGUGCUUCAACCACCAAAGACAAAGAAAAAGAAGUCUAAGGCACAGAAGGCUUGCUCCAUAUUGUAGUUUGUCCGUUGUAAAGAGAAACAAGCCCUAGUUGGUGCAUUCCAUCCCGCAUACAUAUCUUUUUUAUUCAAAAUCAAGCUUUAAGGAAGCAGGCAGACCUUGUUUGCGUAUAAUCUCCUACUGAUUGUAGUUAGGUUCUCUUGUGAAGCAAGCAGGUUGUUUCUUGUUGCUUUUUAGCAUUACAAUUUGGUACCCACCAUCUAAUUCCUGAUUUUGAUUCAGUCUUUAUGUAAUAAGGUACUGGAGAAUCCCAGUUUAGGUUAAGGACCCUAUUCAUUUUUAUCCCCGUUAACCUAGCAGAGCAGAUUAUAUUCAUUUCUUCUCAACUACUUGUUAUGAAGAUGUUUGCCGCUGGCUACAAUUUUUUUUACAUUUCUCUUGGUAUUUGUAGCUAUAUGUUAAAUAUAUUGCUUGGUCAACUCCAUAUUGUUAUUAAGAUUGUACUUCA